CUCUCUCUCUCUCUCUCUCUCUCUCUCUCAUGGAGUUUAAAACAAACUUCAAAGAAAAUCCCCAUUUUCAUCAAAGUUUUUCCCUAGGAAAACCCUCAAAACCACAAAUGGAAAAUGGGUUUUUAAUUGGGUCUUCUCCCUCAAAAGGGUUGUAUCAAAAUUUAACCAAUUUUGAUCGAGUCUCGAAUAUCGAAAACGCUUUCUCUAAUUUUUCUUUUGGGAUUUUAACUCCAUUUUAUGAUCCUUUUGAUCCAUUCCAAGCUUCAUCAUCACCAAGUGAUCAAAGCGCAAAUUUUUUCCCUAUGAGUGAACCCAAAAAUCCUUUGGGAUCAAAUGGUGAUCAGAAGAUAGGGCUUUCGAGUUAUUCCCCUAGAAUUUUGCUGCAAGCUUUGCAUUAUACGGGACAAAAUUUUCAACCGUUUCAACAAAUGCAUCCGAAUCUGUCCGAUGAAGCUUCGUGCUUAACAGUGGAAGAUAAGUAUAGGGCAAAAGUCGAUUUGAAGAAGAAGAAAAAAGAUCUGCAACCAAAAGAGAGUAAAAAAGUUUACCAAACUUACCCAAUUUUGGUUAAAGGGCAAUGGACUCCCGAGGAGGAUAGGUUAUUGGUGCAGCUGGUGAAGCUAUAUGGAGAAAGGAAAUGGUCUCACAUUGCUGAGAUGCUGAAUGGGAGAGUGGGAAAACAAUGCAGGGAGAGAUGGCAUAACCAUUUAAGGCCAGACAUAAAGAAAGACAUAUGGACAGAAGAAGAGGAGAUGAUGCUAAUUGAGGCCCACAGGAAAAUAGGGAACAAAUGGGCAGCAAUUGCAAGGAAGAUGCCAGGCAGGACUGAGAACACCGUGAAGAACCACUGGAAUGCAACCAAGAGAAGGCGAUUAAACACAGCGAAGCGUAGUAGAUGCAAGCACACUUCCAUAUUGCACGAGUACAUCAUGAGCCUGACCGCACCCGAUCGGAGCAGCGAAUCGGAACCGAAAAAUCAGAUGGAUCAAGCCACGAAUUUCGAUUCUGAUCAUCACAAUCAUAAGGCUGUGGAUUUUGGGUCCAAGGUGUUCGAUGAAGUACUGCCGGCCGAAUUGGGUAGAGAGGUGGGGUUUGGUGUGAUCAACAAGGAGAUGGAUUUGUUGGAGAUGGUCUAUCAAGGAAUCUUUUGAUACCGAUGUACUCGUGUUCCGGUGUGUUUUCAACCACGGUAUCGAUCGCGUCUUGAAAUUAGUUGGUGAUUUUCGCACGAUUUCUUGGCUGGAAACGCACCAGGACACGAGUACUUAACAAAUUUUCAAAAACUUGUCGUUUUGCGCACGGGAGAGAGGGUGUUGUUCGUGACGAGUGUAGACAACUUUGGUAUGGGAAUUUUGGAUGGAUCAAUAGUUGUUGUUUGGAGAGUUUGUUGUUAUGUGUUGUGGGUUUUGAGUUUUGAUCAUAAUGAAGAUUUGGCUUGAUUUAAACAGAACA
This is a messenger RNA of Rhododendron vialii, 1452 nucleotides long. RefSeq names its product transcription factor MYB98-like. Lineage: Eukaryota; Viridiplantae; Streptophyta; Magnoliopsida; Ericales; Ericaceae. The coding region runs from base 30 to 1151 and encodes 373 amino acids. The record is from RefSeq and is a predicted model, not a curated record. Gene Ontology annotation, cellular component: nucleus. Gene Ontology annotation, molecular function: RNA polymerase II cis-regulatory region sequence-specific DNA binding; DNA-binding transcription factor activity, RNA polymerase II-specific. The transcript is spliced from 3 exons. Gene Ontology annotation, biological process: regulation of DNA-templated transcription.